Messenger RNA from Orycteropus afer afer, 1410 nucleotides. NCBI's taxonomy places the organism in Eukaryota, Metazoa, Chordata, Mammalia, Tubulidentata, Orycteropodidae. The record is from RefSeq and is a predicted model, not a curated record.
AUGGAUCUGGUCCUGGUGUUGGUGCUCUGUCUCUCCGUUUGGCUCCUCUUUUCACUCUGGACACAGAGCCAUGGGAAAGGGAAGCUCCCACCUGGCCCCACUCCUCUCCCAAUUAUUGGAAAUAGCCUGCAGAUAGAUUUUAAGAAUAUCAGCAAAUCGUUAAGCAAUUUCUCAAAAACCUAUGGCCCUGUGUUCACUCUGUAUUUUGGCAUGAGGCCCACAGUGGUGUUGCACGGAUAUGAAGCAGUGAAGGAAGCCUUGAUUGACCAGGGAGAGGAGUUUUCUGGAAGAGGCAGUUUCCCACUGACUGAAAAAGCUAAUAACAAACUUGGAAUCAUUUUCAGCAACGGAAAGACAUGGAAAGAAAUUCGGCGCUUCUCUCUCAUCACCCUGCGGAAUUUCGGGAUGGGAAAGAGGAGCAUUGAGGACCGCGUUCAGGAGGAAGCCUGCUCCCUAGUGGAGGAAUUGAGAAAAACCAAGGCCUCAGCUUGCAAUCCCACUUUUAUCCUGGGAUGUGCCCCCAGCAAUGUGAUCUGCUCCAUUAUUUUCCAGAAUCAUUUUGCUUAUAAAGAUCCAGAUUUUCUUAUGCUGAUGAAAAAACUCAAUGAAAACUUUGGAAUUGUAAGCUCCCCAUGGAUCCAGAUCUGCAAUACUUUUCCUGUGCUCCUUGAUUAUUGCCCAGGGAGUCAUAAAAAAUUCCUUAAUAAUAAUUCUUAUUUAAAAAGCUAUAUUUUUGAGAAAAUAAAAGAACAUCAAGAAUCUCUGGAUUUCAAUAAUCCUCGGGACUUUAUUGACUACUUCCUGAUUAAAAUGGAACAGGAAAAGCACAACAAACAGUCUGAAUUUACUAUUGAAAACUUGAUAGUCACAAUAAGGGACCUGUUUGUAGCUGGGACAGAAACAACAAGCACCACCCUUAGAUACGGACUCCUGCUUUUGAUGAAGUACCCUGAGGUUACAGCUAAAGUCCAGGAAGAGAUUGACCGUGUGAUUGGCAAACACCGAAACCCCUGCUUGCAGGACAGGGGCAGCAUGCCCUACACGGAUGCUGUGGUGCAUGAGAUCCAGAGGUACAUUGACCUCCUCCCCACCAACCUGCCUCACGCAGUGACCCAGGACAUUAAAUUCAGAAACUACCUCAUUCCCAAGGUAAGAUUUGAUUCUUCUACACUGAACCUCAAAACACAAUGUUCCAAGAGAAUCUCUCCUCUGUGUUUGCUGUUUUCAGGAAAACGUGUUUGUGUGGGAGAGGGCCUGGCCCGCAUGGAGCUGUUUUUAUUCCUGACAAACAUUUUACAGAAAUUUACCUUGAAGCCUCUGAUUGACCCAAAGGACAUCGACAUCACCCCAGUUAACAAUGGGCUUAUUUCUGUGCCCCCCUCCUAUCAACUCUGCUUCAUCCCUGUGUGA